AUGACUAUCUCAUAUCCUAUAUGUGUCUUCAUCGAGAGUCGCGAACAAGGAAGAAUAUCUCAUGAUUAUCCUUUCUAUCGCCUCGUCGAGGAGACUAUUCAGAAUGUCAUACAUUGCCCUGUUGUCUUGCGUCACAUGGCGAGGAGCACUCUCAAAAACCCCGACAAAGUUGCGGAGAAGCGCAGGGUUCAGGAGAUCAUCCAAUAUAUACAAAAUACCUGCCCCACAGUUUCUGGCAGUGACUCCCCCGCAAUAUAUUCGAAAUUCGUUGAGGUGCGCGCAUACUCGGGCUGUCACAGUGGCAAAGAUCCAAAGAGCAGGAAGAUUGCCCGAAAACACAUCUAUCUACAGAAGCGCUUAGUGGAUGACUGGGUGAAAGCAUCCACCGAGCUUACAUUAGAGUGGUAUCCACAUCGUCUCGAAGGAUUUCUCCUUCUGACCGUCUUCAUGAAGCUUUGCUUGGCACGUGGGCUCAUGGCUACGGUCAAACUUGCAUUUGCUUCAGAGGGCAUUGACCUGAAGGUUCAGGUUCAUAGUAGUGGUCCCCCAUGCUCGCUGGACAAUUUUCUCUCUCAAUGGAACGGUUGGCUCGAGUUUGACAAAUCUGCGUUUAGCGAGGCAUUGCCAUAUCACCGCAGAUUGCGCUCGAUAGCAAUUUCAGACAGAAUUUCUGAGCUUGCUCUUGGUCACGUCCGCAUAACAUAUGAAAGUACCGGUCUUUGUCGAUUGGCUGCUGGAGAUUGGACAGCAUUUCCGCCUGUGUGUCCCAUCCCCUACAAUGUGUUUCAGCCGCACUGCCUACGAAUGUGGGAUUCUCAACCAAUGGAAGAUCCUAACCCUACCGUGACCGAGAUAGAGACGACACUAAUUCCAAGCACAUCUAUGAUGGCACAUGCUGGGUGGGUUACCAGGGCGAAACAAGCAGAACUUGAAGAGUAGUGGUUGGAGCUUUCAUUCUAUGUCCA
Molecule: messenger RNA, 965 nt
Organism: Suillus subalutaceus
Lineage: Eukaryota; Fungi; Basidiomycota; Agaricomycetes; Boletales; Suillaceae
Exons: 3
Coding region: 1-939 (312 amino acids)
Source: RefSeq, a predicted model, not a curated record